UGCUGACCUGGAAUCCAUCCAUGGGAAAGUGUCUCAUCUCCCUGAUCCCGUUACUCAUGGGUUCUUCUUGCCCAAACACCCUCCUGCCCCAAAUACUUUUCAUUUAAUCUUGUUUCCUGACAGCCUGCACAGUUCUCAUUGAACCUUGGUGAAUUUAUUAAACUCUUUUACCUGUUUUUCUCCACACUCGAAUAUCUGUGUGUUAUCAGAGUGUUCGCCUGCCAUCAUGGCAACAGGCGGCUCGCAGACGGACGUGAAGAGCUCCCUGAAUGGGAACUUGGAUUUAUAUCACAGCUGGUUCGGUUCUACAACUCCACGACCUCCUCUAAGAAACUAUCUGCUCCUGACCAUCCUCACCUGCUUCUGUCCAGCCUACCCUGUCAACAUUUUAGCCCUGGUCUUUUCUGUAAUGUCCAGAAAUAGUUAUGAUCAGGGGGAUUAUGAGGGAUCAAGGCGUUUAGGGAAGAUCGCGCUCUAUGUGUCCAUCGCAUCCAUCAUCAUCGGCAUCCUCAUCAUCACCAUCUUCUUCGCUGUGCAUUUCAGCACGAAGGAUGUUUAAUAUGCCAGUAUUUUUGUCAUGCUGUGCUCCGGGAGAAGGACGUCCACCGGGUCGCUCUGUCUGUCGAACUGAACAGAGAUGUUAGUAAUGAAACCAGGAGCAGGACAGAUCCAGCACAGGAUCUGCAGUCCAGCUCUGAAUGAACAUGCUUAUAAAAGAGAAGUAGAUGAUAGGGCUUCAAAUGUUGUAAAGAAAGGUUUUCAGACAAUCACAUUCAAUGUAUGCACUUUGUAAUCACUGAAUAGUAUGCAUCCAUGGAAUAUGUAAAUAAUUUUGUAAUCUAUGCAUGUCUGUUCUUUUUCUAAUUCUUUUUCUGGCUAUCCUGUAUUUAAAUGUACAGCUAUAGGUUUCAGGGUUGAAUUUCGAAGUAAAAAUUAUUAAUAAUGACCUUAACUAGUAACUAUCAUUACAACACAUCACACUGUUUUCAGUCAUCAAGUCUUAAAAGCUCUUAUAAAUAAUGUAAAAACUAAUCAUGGACAUACUGAAUAUGUAAACAUUACUAAUUUUUGGUGCUUAAAGUUUUCCUCUGCCAGUAGAUCAUGAAAACAAUGAAAUGGGGUCUUAAUUUUUUAUAACCAAUUAAUAUUGAUUCUUUGUAUUUGAGUUUAACAUUUAAUCACACAGGCUAUUUAGUCUAUUGUAGAAAUUUUUGUUUUACUGAAUAUUUUACAAAUUAAAAACACUAAUUUGGAAUUACAUGUUUUGAUGAACUUUUCCUAAUUAACUAAUAAAUCUAAUUUAUAAAGCACCAUUCAUACAAAGCUCAAAUAUGUCAUUUUUGCAUCACUAAUGCCAAUGCAUGAAAUUACCCACAACUGUGUGUGGUAUUAUAAUAAAAAUAACAAUAAUGCCAGUUUCCAAACAAAACAGAA
Molecule: messenger RNA, 1434 nt
Organism: Carassius carassius (crucian carp)
Lineage: Eukaryota; Metazoa; Chordata; Actinopteri; Cypriniformes; Cyprinidae
Product: transmembrane protein 233-like
Exons: 3
Coding region: 227-559 (110 amino acids)
Cellular component (GO): membrane
Source: RefSeq, a predicted model, not a curated record